AGUCCAAUACUGUGAACUAGUAGGUAAUUAUAAGAUCUAUUAGUGAAUGAAUAAUUUCAUUUGAUCUGGUGGUCGAAUAAAAAAUCGUCAUAAAAGAUUGUAGAUUUUCAUACAUAGGUAUAUUAUACAGUCAAUGGAAUUAUUUAUUUGGAGAUUUUGAUAGUUCGAACCAUAAAAACAUGUUCUCGAUUUUCUUGGCUUUCACGUUCUUCUGCUUAGGAUAUUCUUCAGCAGAUUAUGGCUGCCCUCCCAACGAAUUCUUCAAUGGUUGUGGUUCAGCAUGCACACCAACCUGUCAAAAGCCUCCAGCGGAAUAUUGCACCUUUAAUUGCGUACCUGGAUGCUACUGCGUGUCCAAUUUUAUCAGGGACGAAUUAUCAGGAAUGUGCGUUAAAUCAUGCCCAUGAGAUUCAAAUUGCUGAAGUUAUUGUUUGAUCUGAAUUGAUACACAGCUGUAAAAUACUGCCUGAGUUUAAAAGAAUAAAUUUCUGGUACAUUA
This is a messenger RNA of Coccinella septempunctata (seven-spotted ladybird), 499 nucleotides long. Its product is annotated as chymotrypsin inhibitor-like. Bases 180 to 407 code for a protein of 75 amino acids. The transcript is spliced from 2 exons. Lineage: Eukaryota; Metazoa; Arthropoda; Insecta; Coleoptera; Coccinellidae. The record is from RefSeq and is a predicted model, not a curated record.